Eublepharis macularius is the source of this 1953-nucleotide messenger RNA. It is a transcript of the gene PODXL2, whose product is annotated as podocalyxin like 2. NCBI's taxonomy places the organism in Eukaryota, Metazoa, Chordata, Lepidosauria, Squamata, Eublepharidae. The transcript is spliced from 8 exons. The coding region runs from base 7 to 1953 and encodes 648 amino acids. The record is from RefSeq and is a predicted model, not a curated record.
AACAUCAUGAAGCUGUUGCCGCGCAGGGCGCUGGAGGGGCUCGUGGCCUGCGCUUCUUUAUGCAUCUGCCUUGCUUUAUCCGAAGAUCUUGGUACAGAAGGAUUGAGCUCCACGUCUUUAGCAGACUUUACAGCAGUGUCCCAGAUAGAGUCUCUGGAAUCCAUUGAACAGACGAACUUGAAGGUGCCCGAGUCUGACCUUGUCCCCAGUGCCCUGCAAGCUGCACCUGGAUCAGGCUUUGCCAGUGAGGAAAACGAAGAUCCCAAGAUUCUUCAGUCCCAGUAUUUUUGGGAAGAGGGUGGAGACCUCAAUGACUCCAGCUUGUAUCCUGGAGCAACACCAGAUUACAAUUUUCCACUUGCCUCCCAGAAGGCCCUGCCUAAAGGAAAUAUGACACAGGCUAAAAACCAGUGGGAAGUGCCUGCUCUUCAUCAGGCAUUAGAUUCUGCUCAACCUGAUUCUGAAGCACCUUCCACCAGCACCCUUGAGGAGGAAGAAGGGCUUCUCCCUAUAAACCAGUCAAAAGGAACUCUUCAGGACAACCAAAGACCAAAGGUCAUUUUUCCUGAUACAGCUGGGCAGGACUCAUUGUACUCCAUCCUUUUGUCCACAGCCACCAGCAGAAUGAGUGCAGUGACUGGGGGUGUUGGGAGCAAACAAGAGGAAGACUCUACCCCUGAGCAUGCUUCCUCAGGCUUUGACUUAGGGAGCAGCAUGGGACCCAGUCUCUUGCCUCUGUCCUCUGUUCUGUCAGCCACUCCUGAAGGACCACAGGGUGUCUCUCAGGUCUCCUUAAAGAGCACUUCAGAAAGUACAGUGGCUGUUGUAGGAGCAGGAAGAGAACGAGCAGAGGUUACAGCUACAGUGAAAGCUGAUGAGAAAGAAGUGGAAACUACAAUGAGAGAGGAAAGGCCCAAGUCCACCUCAGGAGCUGGACUAAGUCAAACAGAUUCCACAGUGAGAUCAGUGUUCAUAGAGUCCACAGAAACAGCUGAAAUAGAGCAGACUAAUGAAGAUCUCCUAUUAACAGCAUCUCGUGGAGAUGGCUUCCAAGUAACAGAGACUGUUUCCAGGUCUCCUGGCAACCCACCAAGCCCAAGUUCUUCAGUGGAUUGGACUGAUAAGCCUGCUCCUACCCCUACUCCUGCCUGGAACAGCACAAAGCUGCCAGUCACAGCAACUGCUACUGCAGAACGGAGCUUAGCGCCACAGACGAGAGAUGACCACAUAACAGUGUUGUCUACGGGAGUGCCCUGGAGUUUGCCACAGGUGACCUGUAAAGACUGGAGCAACCUGGCAGGCAAAAACUACAUCAUCCUGAACAUGUCUGAUAACAUUGACUGUGAGGAGUUCCGACUGGAAAGGGGACCCCAGUUGCUGGCCCUGGUAGAGGAGGCUUUCUCCAGAUUUGAUAAUGGCUUGCAGAACCAAUGGUGGAUCUCCCUAAGCAAACCCAAUGAGAAUGAUAAACACCUGCUAAUGACUUUGGCAGGAGAGCAUGGGGUUGUCCCAACCAGUGAUGUUCUCCUGGCCCUAGAGGACAUGAGGAGAAGCUUAGCUGAGAUCGGAAUCCAGAACUAUACAACCACAACAAGUUGCCAGUCACGUCCCAGCCAGACUCACAGUGACUAUGGGAAGCUCUUUGUGGUGUUGGUUAUUAUUGGCUCAGUCUGUGUCAUCAUCAUCAUUAUGGGAUUGAUCUACAAUUGCUGGCAGAGGCGCUUGCCCAAGAUGAAGAACAUGUCACAUGGCGAGGAGCUACGCUUUGUUGAGAAUGGAUGCCAUGACAAUCCUACCUUGGAUGUAGCUAGUGACAGCCAAUCAGAAAUGCAAGAAAAGAAGCCAAGCGUGAAUGGUGGAGCAUCUGUUAAUGGUCCCGAGAGCUGGAAUGUCCUCAUUAACAAGCGGGCAGGUGAAGAGGGUGAUACAUUUGAAGAAGAUACACACCUUUAA